GUAACGUUGGCGGUAACAGCAAUGCCGAAAGUUAAAAAAAAAAAAAAAAGUAAUGUCUGUAACAUAAAAAUAAAUUGCUUUAAAACUACUUAUAUGAAGAAAAAAAAUCACUUCUAUUAAUAACUUUUUCUCGAGACAUCCGACAGCCCACAGUGAGCACGCAGGCACGCAGGGACGAACCGUGCGACUGUGCGGCCGGUGCGGCUGCAUCCACUCUGCCAUCUGCACUCUGCCAUGGUGUGACGUCAAUCGGGUCGAGCAGUCCGAGUCUUUCAUUCUUUGUAAAAAAAUGUCUGACGGGAAGUUGUACGAUGUCCUGGGAGUUUCAAGAAAUGCGACUGAACACGAAAUCAAAAAGGCCUACAGGAGAUUGGCGAAGGAGUACCACCCGGACAAAAAUCCACAAGAAGGCGAAAAGUUUAAGGAGAUUUCUUUUGCUUACGAAGUCCUGACAGACCCCAAGAAACGGGAAAUAUACAACACCUACGGCAUCAAUGGACUCAAAGAAGGUGUACACGAAAGUCCCUUUGCGACAGAAGAUAUCUUCUCGCAGAUAUUUGGAGGAAGCCCAUUUGGCAGCAUGUUUGGCAUGGAUGGCUCCUCGAGGAGACGGCGUCAGCGGGGCGAGGACACUGUCCACCCACUCAAGGUGUCGUUGGAAGAUUUUUACAAUGGAAAAACGAUCAAGCUUGAAGUAGACCACACAGUCAUCUGCAAGACCUGUGAUGGGUUGGGCGGGCGAUCAGGCUCUGUCCUAGUCUGCCAUGGCUGCCGUGGUCGCGGUAUCAAGGUGACCUUCAAGCAUCUGGGUCCUAACAUGAUGCAGCAGAUGCAGUCUACGUGCCCGGACUGCCGAGGAGAUGGUGAGGUGAUCAACGAGAAGGAUGCCUGCAAGACUUGCAAAGGCCGCAAGGUGAUAAAGGAGAUCAAGUACCUGGAGGUGCACGUGGACAAGGGCAUGAGAGAUAACGAACGGAUCAUCUUCAAAGGGGAGGGUGACCAGCAGCCGGGUGUGGAGACUGGAGACGUGGUGAUAAUUCUGCAAACGAAGCCGCACGAGUUGUUCCACCGUGAGGGGAGCAACCUGUUCAUGAGCCACUCGGUGACCUUGACGGAGGCCCUCUGUGGCUUUGAGAUGGUCCUAAAGCACCUCGACGGCAGGGACAUUGUCAUCAAGCACCCGCCUGGCAGCGUCAUUAAGCCUCGGUCCAUGAAGGGCAUCCGUGGCGAGGGCAUGCCUGUCUACAGGGACCCCUUUGAAAAAGGAAACCUGUACAUCAAGUUUGACGUCGUAUUUCCGGACAACCACUUUGCCGAUGAGGUGGCUCUUAAGGAGGUGGAGGCACUGAUCGGGGACCGGCCCAGCCCCGUGCACGUGCCAACGGGGGAGCAUGUGGAGGACGUGGACCUGCACGAAUACGACCCGAGCAUGAGCGGCGAACGCGGCGGGCGCUCGGAAGCAUACCACGAGGACGCCGAGGACCACCACCACCGCGCGGGGCCUGGUGUGGAGUGUGCCCACCAGUAGUGGCCACUGCCGGAACCGAGGGGGGGAGGGAAGAGCCUCGAUUUGGUCGCUCACUCCUCCGUGUCGUUCUCUCGACUCGCGGUCGUGCUCUUCAGAUUGAGGGACGCGGGAAGGCGCCAGCCCUUUCCUUCUCUGCCUGCUGCAAUGGGAAAGUUCCAGCAGGGGGGACCCCCAGGCUUCACCCCACUGGCGGUUCACAGGUAGCGAAGGUGGAAAUAAAGGGAGCUAGAUUCCAUAAGCCAACCGGCUGCAAGCUGUCACCUUUUCGGAACUCUUCUGUGGGGAGUAAUACUAUCCUUUUUUUUUCUCUCUGUUGUUGCCUCUGGUGAAGCAGGGAUAGGGAUACCUGUGCUCUCUCGACGUUUCUGAAGCUGCCCCAAGUUUGUGACACUGGCACGGUGCACGUGUAGUGACGUGUAUUGCAGCAGGCAAAGGGACUCUUGCGGUGUCAUUUUCUCGUUCGGAUUGUGAAGUGAGCUUUGUACUCUUGACAGCUGUGUCGGGCUGAUUAUUGGUGUCCGUUGGGCGAGGGAAAGGGGUGUGGUUGCAACCUGAAAGUAGUUACAAACUAUUUUGUGCUGUAGGCUCUGCAUGCGAUACACUUUUACAAGAUUUGUUCAGUUUUUUUUGUGGCUAUACAACACGUGCAAAUGGAAGCUUUCUUUCCUCCCCUAUAGACAUCUCUUCAUUGUGGGGAGGGUAGCAGAAGAUAUGUUAUGUGUAUACCCAUGUGGCACAACUUUUGGGCAGUCUGAAAAUUCAAUCGCCUCUUUUCUCCUCUUGCGUGGAGACAUUGUUGAAGGCAUUUAAUAAAGCAUAUUUGGGGUCCCAAAUUUUGAAACGAAGGGAGAGUUUGACGAAUAAAUUUGCUUUAAUGCUCCAAAACCAAUUUCAGCACAAUUGGGUCGUUUGAACACGUCAUUUAACAUCCAUCACUGAGAAGAGUAGGGCAGAGCUAUUAUGUACAGCAUACACUGCAGAAAAAGAAAAAAAUAGCUGGAACUGUUAAAUGCACAUUUUUUUUUUGUACCCUUUGUAUAGGCUUUUCGGAAAGGUCUGCAUGAAACUUGCUAAUGAGUUGAAACUCGUGGAGAGGGUUUGUUUUCUGAAUCGUCUCUUUUUUUUUUUUUAAGCAUAUGCUAAAUUGUCUCGGAACUUUUUUUCUUGUGACUUGCUGAAAGCAUGUUUCUGCAUUCCUUGUAAUUGUAUAUUGAUUUACUGUCGUCUGAGAUGGGGACCUAAAGUGGACAGAGGUGAAUUUGUGACCAAGAGACACCAGCGAAAUGCAGGGGCGGAUCCAGAACUCUGAGGGGGGGGGGGGGGGGAAGAAGGAGGGAGGGAGGGAGGGGAAGAAUUUGAAAGGAUGCUAUUCUCCUAUUCGUUCUUGUGCACCUGGGGGGGGGGGGGGGGGGUCGUCCCCCCCCCCUUCUUGGAUCCGCCCCUGGCAAAAUGUUAGGUUGGUUUACGAAAACAAAAUGCAAUUUGCAGUGUGGAUUUGUUUCCGGCCUGUUUUCAAAAAAUUCUAGAAUGUUUUUUUUUUCCUUUACAGUUGCUAAUUUUUUUAGUUUUUCAAGUUUGUAGGAAAACCUACUGCGGGCACUUAGUACUUUGCUUUCCUCGGAGGGGUCCUUAAAAUUAUUUGAACAUUAGAUGCAACACAAAAUCGCUGUUUCCCUCUCCCCUUUUUUAAUGUGAUGUAAGAGUAAGCUGUAUCGUUUAAUAAAAACCAAAGCAUGAAAGA
Molecule: messenger RNA, 3269 nt
Organism: Ixodes scapularis (black-legged tick)
Lineage: Eukaryota; Metazoa; Arthropoda; Arachnida; Ixodida; Ixodidae
Product: dnaJ homolog subfamily A member 2
Exons: 10
Coding region: 290-1528 (412 amino acids)
Biological process (GO): response to heat; protein refolding
Cellular component (GO): cytoplasm; cytosol
Molecular function (GO): ATP binding; Hsp70 protein binding
Source: RefSeq, a predicted model, not a curated record